AUGCAGUCAGCUACUUGUAGAGAUAUACAAUUAUACAUAGCAAUGCAGUCAGCUACUUGCAGAGAUAUACAAAAAUUCGUAGUAAUACAGUCAGCUACUUGCAGAGAUAUACAAAGAUUCGUAGUAAUACAGUCAGCUACUUGUAGAGAUAUACAAAGAUUCGUAGUAAUACAGUCAGCUACUUGUAGAGAUAUACAACGAUUCGUAGUAAUACAGACAGCUACUUGUAGAGAUAUACAAAGAUUCGUAGUAAUACAGUCAGCUACUUGUAGAGAUAUACAACGAUUCGUAGUAAUACAGUCAGCUUCUUGCAGAGAUAUACAAAGAUUCGUAGUAAUACAGUCAGCUACUUGUAGAGAUGUACAAAAAUUCGUAGUAAUGCCGUCAGCUACUUGUAGAGAUAUACAAAGAUUCGUAGUAAUACAGUCAGCUACUUGUAGAGAUAUACAAAAAUUCGUAGUAAUGCAGUCAGCUACUUGUAGAGAUAUACAAAGAUUCGUAGUAAUGCAGUCAGCUACUUGUAGAGAUAUACAAAGAUUCGUAGUAAUACAGUCAGCUACUUGUAGAGAUGUACAAAAAUUCGUAGUAAUGCAGUCAGCUACUUGUAGAGAUAUACAAAAAUUCGUAGUAAUGCAGUCAGCUACUUGUAGAGAUAUACAAAGAUUCGUAGUAAUACAGUCAGCUACUUGCAGAGAUAUACAAAGAUUCGUAGUAAUACAGUCAGCUACUUGUAGAGAUAUACAAAGAUUCGUAGUAAUGCAGUCAGCUUUUUGUAGAGAUACUAAGUAUACAAAGAUUCGUAGUAAUACAGUCAGCUACUUGUAG
Molecule: messenger RNA, 825 nt
Organism: Ruditapes philippinarum (Manila clam)
Lineage: Eukaryota; Metazoa; Mollusca; Bivalvia; Venerida; Veneridae
Exons: 1
Coding region: 1-825 (274 amino acids)
Source: RefSeq, a predicted model, not a curated record